Molecule: messenger RNA, 1052 nt
Organism: Saprolegnia diclina VS20
Lineage: Eukaryota; Oomycota; Saprolegniomycetes; Saprolegniales; Saprolegniaceae
Exons: 1
Coding region: 24-1016 (330 amino acids)
Molecular function (GO): protein binding
Source: RefSeq, a predicted model, not a curated record
GAUGGGAGCCACUUUGGAAUCGCAUGGCGGCUCUGGACGCACUGCUGAGCCGCGACGUCGUGGCCGCCAUCACAGCGUACCAAGACGGCGUCCCGAUGCCGCUGCUACCGAUGGCCGCGCACCUCCGCUGCGUUCAGCGUUACCGUGCUCACUCGUACCCGAUUCGGACCGCGCUGCCAGCGCCGGCGCGCCACGCGUUGCCGAUCGUCGACAUCGCGCGCCUCUUGCGCUUUCGCCCGGCGCUGGGGUCACCCUCGGUCGUAGAUCACGCCGCAGCGAGCAACGACGUUGCGCUCGUUGCGUUCUUGCUCGACUUGGGGCUGUCGUGCUCGAGCUGUGCGCUCGACGAAGCCUGCGAGCAGGGGCACGUAGCAAUGCUACAACUGCUGCACGACCGCGGCGCGCCAUGCACCAGACAUGCGAUGGACUAUGCGUCGACCAACGGGCACCUUGACGUCGUCCGCUUCCUCCACGAGCGGCGCGGCGAAGGCUGCUCGUCGUUUGCGAUGACGGGCGCCAUCAUGCACGGUCACGUGGCAGUCGUCGCAUUCCUGCACCAUCGCCGCACCGAGGGCUACAACCCGCGGGCGUUUGACUUAGCGGCGGCGCGCAACGACAUGGCGACCGUGCGCUUCCUGCACCGGCAUCGCCGCGAAGGCUGCACACGCGAUGCACUCACGGGCGCCAGCCGCGCGGGCCACGUAGACAUGGCGACCUUCCUGCUCCAGCACCGAAGCGAAGGGAGCGUGGACGAAGCGUUCGUCGCAGCCAUCGCGGGCGGGCACCUCGCACUUGUAGAGUACUUUUGGCAGUCGUUCGGAGGGCUGCUGCUCGGCCACGUGGCAGCCGGACACGCUUUGGCGACGACACUAGGGCACACGAAGGUCGCUGGCUUCUUGGCCGACAAAGCGCCACCGCGGUUUGCCUGGUGCGAGCUAUGGGACCGCUAUCUCCGCCCGUGGACGGCGCGCUUUGUCGACGAUGUCCUGGGCUUGGAUAUCGUUCUAUCGGAUUGAAAAUUGAAUCAAAUUGGAUGCUAUCCAACUAUCCAA